GGGAGUCGUGGACGAAGACAGACGAGGAAAGACGAAGAAAGAGUAAGAAGGAAGGAGCGAGAGAGAAAGGGGAAGGGGCCCGGUUCUUCCACCACUUCCACCACGGUUAAUGCCAUCUCUUUCCCUUUCCAGUCUCUCUCCUCGUUCCUCGACGGGCCCCGGGACUAAAAUUCAGGACAGAAAACCGUCCGGUUAGUUCGAGGCUGCUGGCAGAGAACGCGUUACCGGCGAUCGCGAGUCGAUCUCGGCAAGGUGUGGCGGUUCGUCCGAAAGAGAGAGGAGAAAGACAGGAGAGGAGAGCGCAGAGAAGAUCAAGACCCGUCGAAACGGGCAUUCGAAACGAGCGAGAGAUUCCUCCCCUCCCCGCUAAAGGACAGACAUAACCUCGACUCGAGUCGGUUAGUUUGCCUCUUUUUAACUAACUUUGAAACGUAGCUCGGCCUUUCUCGCUCGCUCACUCUCCCUUCGUCCGCGUUUCACUCGAGCUCUUCGCGGAGGAUCUCCGCCGUGGAGUCAGUAUCCCGUGAUGGUUAGGUACGCGCGAAUCCACUCGCGCCGCGUCGUUGACAAGUGAACUCUGCGAACAACAAGCGACGCCUUCCUACAUAUACGAUAUACAGAAUCAUAGGAAUUUUUCUAUAUAUUUUUGUAGCAUUACAAAUCUGUGUUUUCAUUUUCUAAACUUCGUGCUUCGAAUUACGUUUCCGUUCCGUUUCGUUUGCUUCUGCCUUCCGUUCCAACCGAGUUUCUUUGGCCAACGAGGAACGUACACAACAGUAAACAGAGAAACGCAACCGUGUGCAUAUAAAGAAACGCCUGGCGAGCGUGGAAAAGUGCUUUGGACUGGAGUCGCGCAGCUGUCAGAUCGACCGAGGCGAGCUUCUACUCUUCUUGUUCUUCUUAGUCUUCUUCUUCUGCUUCCUUCGCUUCGACGAGCUGGUGUGUGUCUGCCACAGGAUUUGUGUACACCUAUAGAAGCGCUACAGAGAUACGGUUGUGCAUGCUGUAUGCACUACGUGGGCCGUACGUACCGUACAACUUGUUCCUCUGCUCACCGAAACCGCCGCCGCUGCUGUCUGCUUACCGAAGACCCGUUGAUUCUUGGCCGCGGCUGCGUUGCUUAAUUUCUGCGAAAAUCGCCGCAAGCUCUCAGCAUCCCGGACCCGUUCCGCUGCCGUCGAACAGUGAGUGAUGGCCCUGCGUCUGAGGAGCAGCAAGGAUGUCAAGAAGAGCUCGUACUAUGUUUGGUACCUGGGCGCUCGAGAGGCCAAGGGGGUGGAUGCGAUGCCUGGUGCCAUAGCUUACCUGCUCGAGCGAGAACGGCUUCAGGAGCCUUUCAAGGUCACGCUGCAGGUGAGCAACAAAGGCCUGAAGAUUAUACAGACGGUCCAUCCGGGCGGUUCGACGAGGUCGGCCGUGAAGCAUUUAGUGCCAGGACACGCUGUACUCGCUGCGGUGCAACGAGAGGACGUCGUCGCCGCCACUCUUCUGCUUCCAAAUCCGGCCACCAAUAAUCCUGUCCACGUGCACGCCUACAGAUGCGACUCGGUUGAGACAGCCGAACUAUUGGGUGGCCAGUUGAAAGCAUUGGCAUCACACACCGACAAUUUGGCAAGGGUGAACUCGCUGGAAGGCAGAGCUCGUAGCAAUUUAGGUAGCGAUGGUAGAAGCACCAGAGAAUCAGAGUCAUCGGAGGGUAGUGGCGAACUUAGACACGAUACCGUGCAGACUACCACAAUAUACGAGUCUUUGGCUGCGGAAUUGCGUGCCAAGCUGGGCAGAGGCAACUCAGGGGACAAUGACGUGGGUCCGAUUCUGCUGCCUCCGCGGGAUUACGAUACAGUGCACCGACACCGGGGCAAUCUGGCUGGAAUAGAAUUCAGGCGCUGCCUGAAUCAAACGAUCGUAGGCGGUAGUACUACGGUUGACAGAGGCGGCACGAGGAGCGCGGCGAGCAGUGGAAUAGGCUCGGACAGCGCUGCUACACCUCCACCUUAUCAGAGUCAUCAUCCUUUGGGCCCCAGACCCUCCAGACCUUCUAGAGAUUCUUCCUCCGACGACGACUGGGGAGUGCCAGCAGAAGAGAAUGAUUAUUUGCCAGAGACGGAAACGACUGGCACGAGUCUAACGCUGCCAAGAUUACCAAGAAGUCCUGAAAGAUUGCCCAGUCAAGUGAACAGAGGUGUUUCACCAAGUUGUAAUAGAAGUCGUAGAGCACCAGAGUUUAGGCAACGAUCGCCUAGCCCUCAGUAUCAACCGAGGAUGAAUCCUGGUGAAGUGACUAGCCCUAGAGAAAGAUUCCAGGAUGCUAAGGAGAUGUUUCGAGCUAUGGAGAGAGAGGCUAUCUCUAGACCUGUCCUUUCAAGACAGAGAGAUGUUGACAGUCAUCCUGCUCAUAGGGUCGAGUCAGCGAGGCAGAGCCACGAGGACCAAUCUACUCGUCAGCAUUCGGCGAGCAACAGUUCAACGACUGGCCACGAACACCUGAUCAGACGGAAUCAUUCGGAGGUAUCGGAACGAGAGAACGAUAUUUCUUACAGGGCCCGACCACGGCCGCGAACCCAUCAUUACGCGAUGGAACGCCCACCGGAGCAAGAGGUCUCGAGGCCUCGGCCGAGAAGCUUCUACGAAAACCCAACCGUUGGAAGAGACUUCCGAGAUCAAAGGAACGUCGCUGAUCCGAGAGAAGCUCGAGAUUUCCGUGACCGUGCACACGUGCGAGAGAUACGCGAGAAAGUGCGUGCCAGGGCAACCACGUACCAGGAACUCUCCGAACACGAGAGAUACCCAGGUCUGGAUCGCGACAGCGCCAGGCCACCCUUGGAAAUUGUGCCCACACCGGGUCGAUAUCGACACAGCUACGCAGAGCCGCCUAGACUCGGUCUAGCAGCCCUUCAUCCGUAUUGAGUCGAUUUGCUCGUUGUUAACUAAUAAAUUAUUUAAUUAAUCGACCGUAUCGUUAUCGUACCAUUCGCGGCUGUCCAGCGUCCUCGACGAUUCAUCGUGAAGACGUUAAGUGUAGUAAUUACGGGAAGCAAAUGUAAACCUCAUGACGAUGAUUUCAUAUUAGGAUAUUUUGUUGAGAAUUUCUUUUAGAAAACGUGAUUCGUUAUAGAAAGAUCUAGAUGUAUCUCCGAAGCUUCUGUUCUUAAAUAGCAACAUUCUUUAGAUUCUUCUGUUUAAUUAAUCCUUUCAGGAACAAUUUUGUCGACCCUAUAGUAUAGAAACUUGUUAAAAAUAAUUACAGAUAGUAAUUUAGAUAAAUAUUUAUCUUUGGAAAUUUCAUUUCACUAAAUUGUAUUGAUGAGUAGUAAUAAUAAUUUUACUCCAAUAGAAACACAUCUUUUGGAAUGAUUUUUUAAAGAAAGUAGAUCGCACCAAAAUUUCAGAUUAAUUUUACAAACAAGCACGUUUAACGUGUGUAUUAAUUAGUAAGUUAUUAAAGUACGAUGUUGCUCGACAUUUUCUGUUGACAUUGCAUAGCGUGAAAGAGUUAAUUGAAAUUUGAUAAAUCUUCUCAUAAAUCUUAUAAACCUUCCUAAAUUUACAAUUAUUGCUGUUAGAAUGUUCACUGCCAUAUUGUAUCUCUCUCAAUUGACAUCAGAAUCGAAAGAGGAAAAGGAAUAAAAUUUAUUCUUCUGAAAUUAUAUUAUAAUGGCGAAGCUACACGUCUUGUGUGCUUUUCAUUUCGAUGGUUUCGUUUGCCUCACUUUUAUACGAUAGAUUCAAGGAGGUCGUGGAUUUUUCUAUGGAAAAACGUCGAUGGCCCUGAGCGAUCGGGACGAACGGCGAUCGAGCAUUUAUUAUUCUCUCUUGAGCUCGUGCCGUUCGUCGCGACAUGAUCCUCGAAGUCGUGGGUCGUUUGUUGACCUUUGACUUCCGUGCACUAUAUUGUUAUUCGCGCCGGAUGCCAGACUAACGAUAAUGAUAGGAACAAGUAACAAGCAGUAAUAUUGACAAUAACAGUAACAAUAAUAACGGUUAAU
Molecule: messenger RNA, 3986 nt
Organism: Bombus huntii
Lineage: Eukaryota; Metazoa; Arthropoda; Insecta; Hymenoptera; Apidae
Exons: 8
Coding region: 1192-2907 (571 amino acids)
Source: RefSeq, a predicted model, not a curated record